UCAUAUGUUAUCUGCUUCCUUACCUGCAGCGCGUUUGGUGCCUCGCUUCUACAUUGCGACUUACCUUGCUCCAAGGUCCCACUGUAGGCGCCCGUUAUCUACUAUGGCCACUUCCGACUUUUACUCGUUGAGCGCGCAAACUCUUGAUGGAAAGACGCUUGACUUCUCGACACUCCAAUCGAAAGUGGUCCUGAUUGUCAACGUUGCUUCAAAGUGUGGCUUUACCGGUCAGUAUGCUGGCCUCCAACAGCUCUAUGACACGUACAAGGAUCGCGGACUCGUCAUCCUCGGAUUCCCCUGCAACCAGUUUGGCAACCAGGAGCCGGGCGCCCCCGAAGAGAUCACCACCUUCUGCUCCCGCAACUACGGAGUCAGCUUCCCCAUCAUGGCCAAGACGGACGUCAAUGGAGACAACGCGCAUCCCGUGUACAAGUACCUAAAAAGCCAGAGGCGGCAACUGAUGAUGGAGAUGGUGAAGUGGAACUUUGAGAAGUUCCUUGUGGACCGGCAGGGGCAGGUGGUGGGGCGCUUCUCCAGCAUGGCCACCCCCGCCAGCCUGGGGGCGGAGAUCGAGAAGCUGCUGUAGUGCGGGAAAGCUGCUGUGAUGAGGGGCGGAAGAGAGGUGCUGGUACUAUGAGGUUUGUUAGGGUGCGCUGUGAGGAAGAGGAAGUGCUGUAGGGGAACAACGAAAGCCAAAUGUAACAAACGGAGCCGAAACCAACAACCCCAAAAGUUCUGGGGCUGUGUGGGGGCGCUGCAAGGGGGUGUGUGAGCGACCGUUAUGAACGACUGUGAUGAGCGUGUGAGGACAUGUGCACC
Astrephomene gubernaculifera is the source of this 819-nucleotide messenger RNA. The record is from the annotation of a GenBank genome assembly. NCBI's taxonomy places the organism in Eukaryota, Viridiplantae, Chlorophyta, Chlorophyceae, Chlamydomonadales, Astrephomenaceae.